ACUUUACUUUGAAAAGCUUCGACUUUGUUGUUUUUCACUUUCUUUCCGAAAGCGUUUUCUUAAGACGGCGCUUUUAUUUCGUAUCAAUUGAGCUUGAAAACGUACUUUUACCGGGGGGGUGGAACGCAUGUGCAAAGCGAAAUUUUUAUGGCGAAGCCACACUGGUGAAGCGUGAAAACUUACGCUCAAUUUUCUUCAAGACAAUAUUCCUCGUCAAUGCAGAGACAAAUCAAAGCAAUUGCCUUGCAAUAUGGAGCAUUGAAAUGAGACACACUCUAUGGUAAAGAAGCAAUUGUUAAUUUGGUAGUCUUUGAAUAUUUUACUAUUAACGCGAUGUUGGAGAAAGGAGAUGCCGUCGUGAUCACGAACGGAAGAAACCCGAAAUUUGAACAGCUGAGAAAUGACCAUGAAACCUUUCUUCGAACAUUUGAAAAACCAACACAGAUUUAUCAAGCUUUUAACACCGAAAUACCCAUAUUUCUUCAUCGGAAUUUGACAUACAUGCGAAAUCGUUCAACUAGAGUAAAUAAACGACAAAGGGAGAAAUUCAAGAUUGACGAUAUCUUAGAGAGAUGUGAACGUAUGAAUCACGGAAAUCUGACUUGUUCAGAUAAAAAUGGCUACUUGAAUAUGACGUUUAAAGGCUUUUUCGAGGUCCAGUGCAUUUGCGGUGAAAUACCCACACCAUCCAGCGACAUUCUGGCUGAUCAAAAUUUGGUUCCAGCUGAAGUGUUCAUAGUUAAAGUUUGCCAUAAGCGAAGGAAGGAUACCACUCCUCCUAUCAUUCAAGAACGCGUCGGUCGUUGCCUGGUUCCCCAUAAUCCCUGCACGGAUGAAGAACCGCUUCUCGAGUCAUGCAGUGUCUCCGUGCCAAAGUCAAUAUUUGAUGCAAAGACCAAUAGAAACGUUCGAUCAUUUCUUCUAAUGUUGGAAGUCAGCAUUCCCUUUGUUGAGAACGCGAAGAAAAAGAAACGAAAAAAAAAUGAAUUUGUUUCCAACGAAAAACGAAAAUCAAGUUCUUCCGAGCCCCCAAACAAACGUCUUCGCGGUCGACGGCCAUCUGAAAACGGCACGAUUUCGUCAAAAGAAACGGAAGAGGUUUUUGAAGUUGAUCUCCAAGAUAUCGACAAAAUAGUUUACUUCACCGAGUUAAUUAUCUUUGGAAAUGAACGCGAAUGUCUUUUAGUUGACGGUGAAUAUGAACUGGUCUUGCACGACAAGGGCAUUGGUAAACAACGCAAACGUAAGCAGAUGUCAUGGGAGGCCGCUUAUAACGGAAAGCUAGGACCUUUCGAACUGUUUGCAUUUGGUCCUACAUUGAAAUUCUCUCUUGCCUGGGAAGGAAAACCGCUGCACCACGGUUCGUCGUCGAUGGCAUUACGAGAAGGAAAGCUGGAUUCAAUUAGCAACCUGGAGCUGGCGAUGUCGACGGAUGAGACUGACCGUGAAAGAAAACAAAUGCGUAUCUUCUAUCAGUUUAUUUAUAGUAAUCACACUCGACAACAGACCGAAGCUAGAGAUGAUUUUCUCUGUCCAUGGUGUAGUGUAAACUGUGGUCGAUUAUACAGUCUUUUGAAACAUCUUAAAUGCUGUCACGGAAGAUUUCUUUUCACUUACGCGCCCCACAAUAAAGGAGCUCGUAUAGAUGUAUGUUUAAAUGAAAACUAUGACAGUUCCUAUGCUGGUGGGGCCGAAGAUCUCAACGAAAUGGUCGGCUAUGCCUUCAGUCGAGAGGGUCCCAUUCGUAGAACGUCAUACACCGCCCUUCUUGUUUGUAGACCAAAACGAGAAAAGGAAAGUCUUAGCGAAUUCCUGGAACCGGACGAUAGCGAAUCCGAAAUAACGAGACCAUUUUUUCAUGGCCACAACAGAGUGUAUUUUCAUUCCAACACGUGCCUUCCUAUGAAACCGGAUGACUUGGAAUUUGACAGUGAAGAUGAACUGAAUCCAGAAUGGUUGCGAAUAAAAACACAAAAAAUGAUCGAUGAUUUUACGGAUGUCAAUGACGGAGAGAAGAAAUUAAUGAAACUGUGGAAUAUUCACGUUAUGAAACGAGGAUACAUUGCCGACUUGCAAAUACCGGAAGCAUGCAAGACGUUCGUCGAAGAAUAUGGUGAAACUAUUAUUAAUGAAAAACUUUGUCGAAAUUUUCUACUUCAUCUCGUCAAUCUAAACGAUUUCAACAUACUUUGUAAAGCGGACUUAUUGAAGACCAUGGAAAUGCUAGAUGUUCGAAACAUUUGGCACGAGAGGAAAAUGUUAUGAAACGAUUUAGGCAGCUAUAUUUGGGGUAUUUUAAAGUAGAUAAAUUUGUAGUGUAUUUUAUUUCUUUUUUUGUGUGUGUUGAAUCUCUGAUUUUGCACAGCAUUUUAUAACUAACAACGUAUCGUAGUAAUCUGCGCUAUGUAAGUAUCGAUCGUGCCUUGCAAGAUUGACUUGUGGUGAUUAUAAGUUAACGAACAUCGA
Xenia sp. Carnegie-2017 is the source of this 2466-nucleotide messenger RNA. Its product is annotated as polycomb protein SUZ12-like. Gene Ontology annotation, cellular component: ESC/E(Z) complex; nucleus. Bases 334 to 2265 code for a protein of 643 amino acids. Gene Ontology annotation, molecular function: chromatin DNA binding. NCBI's taxonomy places the organism in Eukaryota, Metazoa, Cnidaria, Anthozoa, Malacalcyonacea, Xeniidae. The record is from RefSeq and is a predicted model, not a curated record. The transcript has 15 exons.